CCACACUUUUUAACAUUGCUCAGUUGGAGCCUGUGGUUGGACAACAUCAUCAGACAGCCGAGCUCCGAUUUUUAUUUUUUAUCUCUUCUUUACCAAACAGUCAACUGAAAACAGAGAUUGGGACAAGAACCACCAACUACAAGUUGGCAUAUUGUGAGGUGACAAAACCGGCAUCAUCUUGUAUGUAAGCCAGUGGUAUAUCAUUGGUGCCAGAAGGAGGCGGUAUCCAAAAUGAUGACCCUCAAACUGUUUGACGACAGGUCCCUUCUGUUUUUGGCACGGAGACCUCUGCGGACAUGGAGCGCGGCGAGGAAGGCGGCGCAAGCUGCAUCCAAGCAGGUCAAAGCAGCUGCGGCCCCUGCAAAAACAGCCGCCAAGGGAACUCCCUACAAAAACAUCACUAUCGGUAUCCCCAAAGAAAUUUGGCCAAAUGAGAAAAGGGUCUCGCUGACACCAGUCGUCACAGCACUACUGACCAAGAAAGGAUUCCAAGUGAAGGUGGAAAAGGGAGCUGGAAUUGAAGCCAAAUUCCGUGACGCCGAUUACGCCGCAAGUGGUGCAGUAAUAUCUGACAAAAAGUCAGUUUUUGAGUCGGAUAUUAUAUUAAAAAUUAGACAACCACUUAAGGAUGAAGUUGCUCAGUUCAAAAAUAAUUCCACUCUCAUUUCCUUUGCGUAUCCGGCCCAAAAUAAAGAGUUGUUGGAACAGUUGGCAGCAAAAAAUAUGACAGUCUUCGGAAUGGAUUGCAUUCCGAGGAUAAGUCGGGCACAAGUUUUCGAUGCUCUUAGUUCCAUGGCCAAUAUUGCAGGAUAUCGGGCUGUUAUUGAAGCUUCCAACCAUUUUGGUCGAUUCUUUACAGGCCAAAUUACUGCAGCCGGAAAAGUCCCACCUGCGAAGAUCCUUGUUAUCGGUGGUGGUGUUGCCGGUUUAGCUGCUUGUGGACAAGCGCGCAAUAUGGGAGCUAUCGUACGUGCGUUCGACACUAGACCGCCGGUCAAGGAACAAGUUGAGUCUAUGGGUGCCGAAUUUUUAACCAUCACAAUGGCCGAGUCCGGGGAAGGCACAGGAGGUUAUGCCAAAGAAAUGUCUCAAGAUUUUCUUAACGCGGAACGCGAACUGUUUGGCAAACAAGCUAAAGAGGUCGAUAUCAUCAUUUCGACAGCUCUAAUCCCAGGCAAGAAAGCUCCAGUCCUUGUUUUAAAGGAGCAUAUUAAGUCUAUGCGACCUGGAAGUGUGGUCGUCGAUUUAGCAGCCGAAGCGGGAGGAAAUAUUGAGACGACUAAACCUGGGGAGGUAUAUACAUUUGAGGAUGUGGUGCAUAUUGGGUUCACCGAUUUGCCAAGUCGCCUCCCAACGCAAUCUUCCACUUUAUAUGCCAACAAUAUUUCCAAAUUCCUUCUAUCAAUGGAAGACAAAGAUAGUAAGGAUCACUUUUACAUCAACUUGGAGGAUGAGGUUGUCCGAGGUUCCAUUCUUCUGGAAAACGGAAAAUUAUUAUGGCCUCCACCUCCCCCAAAAGUAAUUCCUGCUCAAGCUACUAAAGCUGCUGAGGUUGCCAAAAAAGCUGAACCACCCGCACGAAAUUAUUUCCAAGAAACGCUAAAUAGUUCAUUAGUUUACACCGGAGGACUUUCUGGAUUAGUGGGCUUGGGCGUUGUUGCACCCAACACCGCGUUUACCACAAUGACCACAACUUUUGCUCUUUCUGGAAUUGUUGGAUACCAUGUAGUUUGGGGAGUUCAACCUGCCCUUCAUUCGCCACUUAUGUCGGUCACAAAUGCGAUUUCUGGAAUCACUGCUGUUGGUGGAUUAUUGUGCAUGAACGGUGGUUAUUAUCCGACUAAUACAAUUGAGACCUUAGCAGCUACUGCAGCGUUUAUUUCCUUCAUUAAUAUUUUUGGUGGUUUCAUUGUGACUCAAAGGAUGUUGGACAUGUUCAAACGUCCAACGGAUCCCCCAGAGCAUAUGUACUUGUAUGGAAUACCUGCAGCUACUUUUGUUGGUGGUUAUAUUUAUGCUGCAGCCCAAGGAUUCCCAGAAAUUCACCAAAUGGCGUAUCUUGGAAGUUCUUUGUGUUGUGUUGGUGCCUUGGCUGGAUUGAGCUCUCAAAAAACUUCACGACUUGGAAAUACCCUUGGGAUGAUCGGAGUUACCGGAGGCAUUGCCUCGACCUUAGGAAUUCUAUCUCCAUCAACUGAAGUGUUGACCCAAAUGGCCGCUGUAGGAAUGGGGGGAGCUGCUAUAGGAACAACCAUUGCCAAGAAAAUUGAAAUAACAGAUUUGCCUCAGUUGGUUGCUGGUUUUCAUAGUUUAGUGGGAGCUGCAGCUGUGCUUACCUGCUUUGCUACAUUCAUCCACGAUUUUCCGCACUUUGCAACUGACCCCUCAGCAAAUGUGAUCAAGACUGCCCUUUUCUUGGGAACUUUUAUUGGAGGUGUGACAUUUAGUGGCUCUCUUGUAGCAUACGGAAAGCUUCAAGGAAUACUUAGCUCCGCCCCCUUACUUCUUCCUGGUCGGCACGCCUUAAAUGCUGGUCUUCUUGCUGGAAACGUUGGAGCAAUGGGUUACUAUUUCAUGGAUCCUUCUUUCGAAGCCGGAUUGGGAAUGCUUGGAACUACUGCCGGUCUAAGUACAAUUAUGGGAAUAACUCUGACUGCUGCUAUUGGAGGCGCCGAUAUGCCCGUAGUUAUCACCGUUUUAAAUUCCUACUCCGGAUGGGCUUUGUGUGCGGAAGGAUUCAUGUUGAACAAUAAUUUAAUGACGGUGGUUGGUGCCCUUAUCGGUUCAUCUGGAGCGAUUCUGUCGUAUAUCAUGUGCAAAGCUAUGAACCGCUCAUUGCCAAACGUAAUUCUCGGAGGAUUUGGAACGUCUUCAACGGGAGGGGGAAAACCUAUGGAGAUUACUGGAACUCACACAGAAAUUGACAUUGACGGAUCCGUGGACUUAAUCAAAAACGCAAAGAAUAUUAUUAUAACGCCAGGCUAUGGUCUGUGUGUAGCAAAAGCACAGUACCCUAUUGCUGAAAUGGUUUCCAUCCUGAAAGCAAAGGGAAAGAAUGUUAGGUUCGGAAUUCAUCCAGUAGCUGGGCGUAUGCCGGGUCAACUUAACGUUCUUCUAGCCGAAGCUGGUGUCCCAUACGACAUGGUGUUGGAAAUGGAUGAAAUUAAUGAGGAUUUCCGUGAGACGGACUUGGUCUUAGUUAUCGGAGCAAACGAUACAGUUAAUAGCGCUGCGGAAGACGAUCCUAAUUCAAUUAUUGCUGGUAUGCCUGUUCUGAGAGUUUGGAACGCUGGAAAUGUAAUAGUAAUGAAGAGGUCUCUCGGAGUCGGUUACGCAGCUGUUGACAACCCUAUUUUCUAUAAACCAAACACAAGCAUGCUAUUAGGAGAUGCUAAGAAAACUUGUGACGCGUUGCUAUCAAAAAUUAAACAAGAAAUUGGAGAAUAAUUAUUUUAUAUUUUAGGCAAAAAAUUCCAAUACUUAAAUUAUUCUAUCAUAAUAUUAACGUAUCAUUUGUAAAAAUAUAAAUCAAAUUAUAUGAAUGCAGUUUGCUUCUGCGUAAGUAUGAUGACCAUUCAUUAUUUGUUCUAACAAGAAGUUUAAACUUUGCUAUUCGCCGAUAAGCCUGAUUGUUUCUAGUUCGACUUGUUUUUAGAAUUAGGUACAAAUUGGAAUUAAUGACUAUUGUAUGAAUAUUCUAUGCCACGUCAAUAAAUUAUGACUUUUGCCUCCA
This is a messenger RNA of Folsomia candida, 3733 nucleotides long. RefSeq names its product NAD(P) transhydrogenase, mitochondrial. Gene Ontology annotation, molecular function: NADP binding; NAD binding. The coding region runs from base 232 to 3447 and encodes 1071 amino acids. Gene Ontology annotation, biological process: proton transmembrane transport; NADPH regeneration. The record is from RefSeq and is a predicted model, not a curated record. The transcript has 30 exons. Gene Ontology annotation, cellular component: mitochondrial inner membrane. NCBI's taxonomy places the organism in Eukaryota, Metazoa, Arthropoda, Collembola, Entomobryomorpha, Isotomidae.